Neltuma alba is the source of this 2528-nucleotide messenger RNA. Its product is annotated as pentatricopeptide repeat-containing protein At1g33350-like. Gene Ontology annotation, molecular function: protein binding; RNA binding. Lineage: Eukaryota; Viridiplantae; Streptophyta; Magnoliopsida; Fabales; Fabaceae. The transcript has 2 exons. Gene Ontology annotation, biological process: RNA modification. The coding region runs from base 96 to 1706 and encodes 536 amino acids. The record is from RefSeq and is a predicted model, not a curated record.
GGUGUCCUGUUUUCGUAGUAUCGCAUGUUCCUUAACGUGAUCACCAUAUGCGAUUUCUGUGUGUAUCACUCUCACUGGCUACUGAGUACUGAACGAUGAUGCAUGAUCAUAUGAAUCUGAAUGAGCAUGUCUUGUCACUCCUUGCAAAAAGCAACCAUCUUGGUCAUCUCAAGCAGCUCCAAGGCUACCUCACCGUCGCUGGCCAUGCCCAGACUCAGUUCUACGCUUUUAAGCUCGUCCGUUUCUGUACUCUCUCUCUUUCCAAUCUCCAUUACGCUCGCCUUAUCUUCAAUCACCUCAAACCACCCAACGCUUAUCUGUACACAGCCAUGAUCACCGCCUAUGCUUCUCAACCUGAUUACGUCUCUGCCUUCACGUUGUUCCGCGACAUGGUUCGCCGACGAAAUCCCAAACCCAGCCAGUUUAUCUACCCUCACGUUUUGAAGUCGUGCCCUGAGGUUUUGGGAUUGAAUGGCACCGGCUUGGUUCAUGCCCAGGUUUUGAAAUCAGGUUAUGAGCGGUACCCCGUUGUGCAAACUUCUCUUGUGGAUUCUUACUCGAGGAUUUCGGGCAAUGUGGGGAAAGCUAGGAAGGUUUUCGAUGAAAUGUGUGAGAGAAAUGUUGUGUCUUGGACCGCCAUGGUUUGUGGGUAUGCGAGGAUGGGGGAUAUUGAGAAUGCUAUGAAGUUGUUCGGUGAAAUGCCUGAGAGAGACGUCCCCUCUUGGAAUGCUAUCAUUGCAGGAUGCACUCAGAAUGGGUUUUUCUCUGAGGCAAUUCGAUUGUUUAGGAAAAUGGUUAAUCUGGCUAUGGAGAAGGAGUUACAAUUUCAACAUGUGAAGCCAAACCAAGUUACAGUUGUCUGUGCACUUUCAGCAUGUGGCCACACUGGGAUGCUUCAGCUUGGAAAAUGGAUACAUGGUUACCUAUAUAAAAAUGGGUUUGUUCUUGACUCGUUUACAUCAAAUGCUCUUGUGGAUAUGUAUGGGAAAUGUGGAAACCUUGAACAGGCAAGAAAGGUUUUUGAGAUGAAUCCGGAAAAAGGCCUAACAUCAUGGAAUUCAAUGAUUAAUUCUUUUGCGCUUCACGGGCAAAGUGAUAGCGCAAUUGCCAUUUUUGAGCAAAUGAUGGAGUGCGGUGAGGGGGUAAGGCCUGAUGAGGUCACCUUCAUUGGUUUGCUAAAUGCCUGUACUCAUGGAGGAUUAGUGGAAAAAGGUUACUGCUAUUUUGAGAUGAUGGUUCAGAAAUUCAGGAUAGAGCCUCAGAUUGAGCACUAUGGGUGCUUGAUAGACCUUCUUGGCCGAGCAGGCAGAUUUGAUGCGGCAAUGGAAGUUGUGAGGGGCAUGGGCAUGGAACCUGAUGAGGUCAUUUGGGGUUCUUUGCUUAAUGGAUGCAAAAUUCAUGGCCGUACAGAUUUGGCAGAAUUAGCAGCCAAAAAAUUAAUUGAAAUUGAUCCAAACAAUGGAGGUUAUGGCGCAGUGUUGGCUAAUUUAUAUGGGGAGUUGGGAAAGUGGGAUGAAGCUCGCAACGUAUGGAGAACGUUGAAGGAGCGAAAUUCUUUCAAAAUCCCAGGCUGUAGCUGGAUUGAGGUUGAUGACCAAGUUUCUCAGUUCUACUCCCUUGAUAAAUCAAAUCCAAAAACAGAAGAAAUAUACAGUAUUUUGGAAAGUCUGCGGGGUUUUAGAAACGAAGUCAUGGUUGAUCUAUAAUUCUUACUUAACAACCACAUGCUUCACAAAUCGACCUUGCCAGAUUUGAAAUAGGUAAACAAAGGAGAGAAGGAAGUAUCAACAUCAUGUCUGCCUCUUUUAAUGGUUCAGCCUGAUGGUGAUCAAGAAUAAGAAAGGAGAUUGGACUUCGAAAAAGUCAACCUUGAUGCUUUCAAACGAGUUAUUGAGAUCUUUGACUGUAUGUGAAGAACUAGAGAAGUGAAGAGAGAAAAGUGGGGACAUUACUGAUGUUGCACCUGCAAUGGUGGUAUGAAAGGAAAUGUGACUCGAGAAUCAAAAUUCGAAACUAAUUACAGAAGGCAACAGAAAGGUCGGUAGUGAUGUUUGUUCUUUUUUUUGGUUGAAUGGGACAAAAAUUAGAUAGGAUAGGAAUACACCCACAGCCAAAGAAUUCAAUGCGUUGUUUCUUUUACAGUUGUGAAGAUCGAUCAAACACGAAGGGAAGUACUAAAAUUAGGGUCGUACGUUCGCAAAUCUGGAUUAUGAUCUUAUCUCCUGAUCAAGCUUAAGAUACCUCAUUUAUUCGAGAGUCACAUGCCUCCGUAGUGUAACAAGACUCGAGAUUCAGCAUCUUGUAGCCCAGCCCAUAAUCACGAUACCAAAAUCUAGACGGAUUGUUAUUCUAGUCUUCUUUUUUUUUUUUUAUGAUCAGGUUUUUUAUGCAAGUGAAGUGCAAAAUAUACUCAGACCUUAGAGGUAAUCAUGAUCAAUGGUAGAGUUAAAGACUUGAUUAGAAGAUUAGCUUGUGUUGCUCAGUGCAAAAGUUUCACCGUCGGCUGAAGGGAAAAGUUUGUCUACUUU